AUGAGAGGUAGGGCUCUGAAACCCCAUCAGAUAGUAAACAUUCUUGAAGCAAAUCAUUCAUCAGCUCUUUCAAUGGCUUCUUCUUCGAAUCCGAAAAAAUAUUAACAUGUCUUCUUGAGUUUCAGAGGUCCGGAUGUUCGCAAGAACUUCCUCAGUCAUCUCUACACAGCUUUGGACCAGAAUGGAUUAAACAUUUUUGUGGAUGAUGAGGAGCUUAGGAAAGGAGAGGAAAUAUGGCCGGGGCUUAUGAGGGCGAUUGAGGAAUCGCGCGUCGCGAUCAUCAUUUUCUCCGAAAACUAUGCAUCCUCAUGGUGGUGUUUGGAAGAGGUCGCGAAAAUCAUGGAGUGCAAGGAGCGAAAUGACCUGAUCGUGUUCCCGGUGUUUUACAAAGUAGAACCAAGAGAAGUGAAGAACGGAAAAAAGAGUUAUGAGGAAGCUAUGGCUAAGCAUGAGUCCAAGUUCGGGAAGGAUUCGGAAGAAGUGAAGAGAUGGAAGAAGGCUCUCCUUGAUGCUGGUAGCUUGUCUGGGUGGCCCUUGAAUGACGGACGUUGGCGCAGAGAUGAAGCGGAGCUCAUACAAUUCAUCGUCAAGGAGUUAUCAAUUCGUCUCCGGCCAAAACUCUUACAUGUCACUGAGUAUCCAGUCGAUAUAGAAUCCCGAGUUCAAGAACUGAUAAGUUUGUCAGAGUCAGCUGGUAGUGAUGUUUUGAUGAUUGGUCUAUGGGGACCUGGCGGCAUAGGGAAGACCACGAUUGCUAAGGCCCUAUAUAAUGCUAUUCAGACGCAAUUUCCAUGUCAUAGUUUUUUGGCGCAAGUUAGAGAAAAAUCGAACCAAAGCAGUGGUCUUGUUUCUUUGCAAAAACAACUUCUAUUUGAGAUCUUAUGUCAUAAAUUAACGGUCUACAAUGUCGACAGAGGAAUUAAAUUGAUACAGGACAGACUAUGUUGCAAGAAGGUUCUCCUGGUUGUUGAUGAUGUUGAUAAGAUAGAUCAACUAUAUGCCUUAGCUGGAAAAGGCGAUUGGUUUGGCAAAGGAAGUAGAAUCAUUAUUACAUCAAGAGAUAAACAUUUAUUAACUUCUCAUGGCAUAAAUUGUGUAUAUGAAGUUAAAACUUUAGACCCCGAUGACGCACUAGACCUUUUCAGUCAGCUUGCCUUUUCAAAUAGCAAUUUUGAAAUAAGAAAGGAUCUCAUAGAUAAAGCACUGCUUUAUGCUAACGGCCUUCCGUUAGCCCUUGAAGUGUUGGGCUCAUUCUUUUGUGGAAGAGAUGAAGCUGCAUGGGAAAGUGCAUUGCAUAAACUCUCUGAAAGUCCUGACCAAACUAUUAAUUCAGUUCUCAAGACAAGCUUUGAUGGAUUGGACAACAAUGAGAGGGAGAUCUUCCUUGAUAUUGCUUGUUUCUUUAAGGGAAAGAGAAUAGAAUACAUCCAGAAAGUUCUUGACAGCUGUGAUUUCAAGACAACCAUAGGAAUAGAAAUUCUCAUCGAGAAGUCCUUGAUAAAAAAUGAGAAUGGUUCUCUGCAAAUGCAUGAUUUGGUUCAAUUGAUGGGUACGAAUAUUGUUAAACAAGAAUGUUGUGAUGAUCCUGGGAAACGCAGCAGAUUAUGGCUUUUGGAAGAUGUUGAAGACAUUUUUUGUUAUAAUACGGGGACGAAUGCAAUAAAGGCCAUAGUAUUGGACUUGCCCCCACCACCAGAAGUAAUAAUCAUCAGUCCUGAUGCUUUCACAAAUAUGAAAAAGUUGAGAAUGCUCAUUUUGCUUGGAGUGCAUAUCUCUUCACAAGCUCAAAAAAUAUUUGCAGAGCUUAAUGACUGCACUAGUAUGUUUUUGCAGAAGUUUAGAAAGCUGAAGUCCAUCAAUUUCAGUGAAUGCGAGUCCUUGGUUAGUAUUUGCGACCUGUCAUCGGCUCCAAAUAUGGAGAAAUUGAUUCUUGAUGGGUGUGAGAGCUUGGUGGAGGUUCACCCAUCCGUUGGAAAUCUUGUCAAGCUAGAAGUUUUGUCGCUAGGAUUGUGCUCUAAUCUUAGUAGUUUUCCCAACACGUUGAUGACUAAGUCUCUUCAAAUCCUUUGUCUCUCUGGUUGCUCUAAAUUUGAGAAGUUCCCAGAUAUUGACGGAAAGAUGGAACAUUUGGAAAUUCUUUCUCUAGAUAGGACGGCUAUUAAGGAACUCCCUGCAUCAAUUCAAAAUCUUGUCUCUGUGGAGUUGAUUGAUUUAGCAUUUUGCAAAAACCUCGUAAGGCUUCCAUCGUGCAUUUAUAAGUUGAAAAAUCUCAUGCAUUUGGAACUUGCUGGCUGCUCGAAUUUAAUCACAUUUCCAAAAAUCAUGGAGGAUUCAACUGAUCCUGAUGGCGUCUAG
Molecule: messenger RNA, 2355 nt
Organism: Eucalyptus grandis
Lineage: Eukaryota; Viridiplantae; Streptophyta; Magnoliopsida; Myrtales; Myrtaceae
Product: disease resistance protein RUN1
Exons: 5
Biological process (GO): defense response; signal transduction
Molecular function (GO): ADP binding
Source: RefSeq, a predicted model, not a curated record